CAUCCGGGGCCUGGGCGGCGGCAGUGCCGCCGCUCGCGGGUCACGUGGCUCCUUCCUUUCCGUCUCUGGCCGGCUGGGCGCGGGUGACUUCUUGGCGAGGCGCGUGGAACCUCACUCUGGUUCCCCUUCGUUUCCUCUCCCGGCCCGGGCCAGUAGGGAGUUCACUGGCGCCCGGUGAGCUGAGCCUGCCGCCAAGAUGCCGGCCUAUUUCCAGAGGCCGGAAAAUGCCCUCAAACGCGCCAACGAAUUUCUUGAGGUUGGCAAAAAGCAACCUGCUCUGGACGUUCUUUAUGAUGUUAUGAAAAGUAAGAAACAUAGAACAUGGCAAAAGAUACAUGAGCCAAUUAUGUUGAAAUACUUGGAACUUUGCGUGGAUCUUCGCAAGAGCCACUUGGCUAAGGAAGGAUUAUACCAGUAUAAGAACAUUUGUCAACAGGUGAACAUCAAAUCUCUAGAGGAUGUUGUUAGGGCAUAUUUGAAACUGGCAGAGGAAAAAACUGAAGCUGCUAAAGAAGAAUCUCAGCAGAUGGUCUUAGACAUAGAAGAUCUGGAUAAUAUCCAAACUCCUGAGAGUGUUCUCCUAAGUGCUGUAAGUGGUGAAGACACUCAGGAUCGUACCGACAGAUUACUUUUAACCCCAUGGGUUAAAUUCCUGUGGGAAUCAUAUAGACAGUGUUUGGACCUUCUUCGAAAUAAUUCUAGAGUAGAGCGCCUCUACCAUGAUAUUGCCCAGCAAGCUUUCAAAUUCUGCCUUCAAUACACCCGUAAGGCUGAAUUCCGUAAGCUGUGUGACAAUUUGAGAAUGCACUUAUCACAGAUUCAGCGCCACCAUAACCAAAGUACAGCAAUCAAUCUUAAUAAUCCAGAGAGCCAGUCCAUGCAUUUGGAGACCAGGCUUGUUCAGUUGGACAGUGCUAUUAGCAUGGAACUGUGGCAGGAAGCAUUCAAAGCUGUGGAAGAUAUUCAUGGGCUUUUUUCCUUGUCUAAAAAACCACCUAAACCUCAGUUGAUGGCAAAUUACUAUAACAAAGUCUCAACUGUGUUUUGGAAAUCUGGAAAUGUUCUUUUCCAUGCAUCUACCCUCCAUCGUCUUUACCAUCUGUCUAGAGAAAUGAGAAAAAAUCUUACACAAGAUGAAAUGCAAAGAAUGUCUACUAGAGUCCUUUUGGCCACUCUUUCCAUCCCUAUUACCCCUGAACGAACUGAUAUUGCUCGACUUCUGGACAUGGAUGGCAUUAUAGUUGAGAAACAACGUCGCCUUGCCACACUCCUAGGUCUUCAAGCCCCACCCACACGAAUUGGCCUUAUUAAUGAUAUGGUCAGAUUCAAUGUAUUGCAGUAUGUUGUCCCAGAAGUGAAAGACCUGUACAAUUGGCUAGAAGUAGAGUUUAACCCACUAAAACUCUGUGAGAGAGUUACAAAGGUUCUGAAUUGGGUUAGAGAACAACCUGAAAAGGAACCAGAAUUGCAGCAGUAUGUGCCACAGCUGCAAAACAACACCAUCCUCCGCCUCCUGCAACAGGUGGCACAAAUUUAUCAGAGCAUUGAGUUUUCUCGUUUGACUUCUCUGGUUCCUUUUGUUGAUGCUUUCCAACUGGAACGGGCCAUAGUAGAUGCAGCCAGGCACUGUGACCUGCAGGUUCGUAUUGAUCACACUUCUCGGACCCUGAGUUUUGGAUCUGAUUUGAAUUAUGCUACUCGAGAAGAUGCUCCAAUUGGUCCCCAUUUGCAGAGCAUGCCUUCAGAACAGAUAAGAAAUCAGCUGACAGCCAUGUCCUCAGUACUUGCAAAAGCACUUGAAGUCAUUAAGCCAGCUCAUAUACUGCAAGAGAAAGAAGAACAACAUCAGCUGGCUGUUACUGCCUACCUUAAAAAUUCACGAAAAGAGCAUCAACGUAUCCUGGCUCGCCGUCAGACAAUUGAGGAAAGAAAAGAGCGCCUUGAGAGCUUAAAUAUUCAGCGUGAGAAAGAAGAAUUGGAGCAGAGGGAAGCUGAACUCCAGAAAGUACGGAAAGCUGAGGAAGAGAGGCUGCGCCAGGAGGCAAAGGAGAGAGAGAAGGAACGGAUCUUACAGGAACAUGAGCAAAUCAAAAAGAAAACUGUUCGUGAGCGUUUGGAACAGAUCAAGAAAACAGAACUGGGUGCCAAAGCAUUUAAGGAUAUUGACAUUGAAGACCUUGAAGAAUUGGAUCCAGAUUUCAUCAUGGCUAAACAAGUUGAACAGCUGGAGAAAGAAAAGAAGGAACUUCAGGAACGCCUAAAGAAUCAAGAAAAGAAGAUUGACUAUUUUGAAAGAGCCAAACGUUUGGAAGAAAUCCCGUUGAUAAAGAGUGCUUAUGAGGAACAGAGAAUUAAAGAUAUGGAUCUGUGGGAACAGCAAGAAGAAGAAAGGAUUACUACUAUGCAGCUAGAACGAGAAAAGGCUCUUGAACAUAAGAACCGGAUGUCACGAAUGCUUGAAGACAGAGAUUUAUUUGUAAUGCGACUCAAAGCAGCACGACAAUCCGUUUAUGAGGAAAAACUUAAACAAUUUGAAGAACGAUUAGCAGAAGAAAGGCAUAAUCGCUUAGAGGAACGGAAAAGGCAGCGUAAAGAAGAACGCAGAAUAACUUACUAUAGAGAAAAAGAGGAGGAGGAACAGAGGAGGGCAGAAGAAAAAAUGCUAAAAGAGCGUGAAGAGAGAGAACGUGCUGAACGAGCAAAACGCGAGGAAGAGCUGCGAGAAUAUCAGGAGCGGGUCAAGAAAUUAGAAGAAGUAGAAAGAAAAAAACGCCAAAGGGAGUUGGAAAUUGAAGAAAGAGAACGUCGCAGGGAGGAAGAGAGAAGACUGGGUGAUGAUCCACUUUCUAGAAAGGACUCUCGUUGGGGAGAUAGAGAUUCUGAAGGCACAUGGAGAAAAGGACCUGAAGCAGAUUCCGAGUGGCGAAGAGGCCCACCAGAGAAGGAAUGGAGACGGGGAGAAGGGCGGGAUGAGGAGAGGCCUCACAGAAGAGAUGAAGAGCGACCCCGGCGUUUAGGGGAUGAUGAAGACAGAGAGUCUUCUCUUCGUCCAGACAACGAUCGUAUUCCCCGGCGUGGCCUGGAGGAUGACAGAGGCCCCAGACGUGGUCCUGAUGAAGAUAGAUUCUCUCGGCGUGGGGCAGAUGAUGACCGACCUUCUUGGCGCAAUACAGAUGAUGAUAGGCCUCCCAGACGAAUUGGUGAUGAUGACAGGCCUCCCAGACGAAUUGGUGAUGAUGACAGGCCUCCCAGACGAAUUGGUGAUGAUGACAGGGGAAGCUGGCGUCAUGCAGAUGAUGACAGACCACCUAGACGGGGACUGGAUGAGGACAGAGGAAGUUGGCGAACAGCUGAUGAGGACAGAGGACCAAGACGUGGGAUGGAUGAGGACCGGGGGCCCAGGCGAGGAGGAGGUGCUGAUGAUGAUCGACAAUCCUGGCGGAAUGCUGAUGACGACCGGGGGCCCAGGCGGGGCAUGGAUGACGACCGGGGGCCCAGGCGGGGCAUGGAUGAUGACCGGGGGCCCAGGCGGGGCAUGGAUGAUGACCGGGGGCCCAGGCGAGGAGGGUUGGAUGAUGAUCGAGGACCUUGGAGGAAUACUGAUGAUGAUAGAAUUUCCAGGCGUAGUGCAGAUGAUGAUAGGGGGCCUUGGAGAAACGUGGAUGAUGAUCGAAUUCCUAGACGGGGUGAUGACUCAAGACCUGGUCCCUGGAGACCUUUUGUCAAGCCAGGUGGAUGGAGAGAGAAAGAAAAAGCCAGAGAAGAGAGUUGGGGUCCACCUCGAGAAUCAAGACCAUCAGAAGAACGGGAAUGGGACAGAGAAAAAGAAAGGGAUAGAGAUAAUCAAGAUCGUGAGGAGAAUGGCAAGGAGCCUGAGAGAGACAGAGAGAGAGAUGGGGACCGAGAGGAUCGCUUCAGAAGACCUAGGGAUGAAGGUGGCUGGAGAAGAGGAGGACCAGCUGAGGAAUCUUCAAGUUGGAGAGAUUCAAAUCGCCGGGAUGAUAGGGAUAGAGAUAGGGAUGACCGUCGUCGUGAGAGAGAUGAUCGUCGUGAUCUAAGAGAAAGACGAGAUCUAAGAGACGACAGAGACCGGAGAGGACCUCCUCUCAGAUCAGAGCGUGAAGAAGUAAGUUCCUGGAGACGUGCUGAUGACAGAAAAGAUGAUCGGGCAGAAGAGCGGGAUCCUCCUCGUCGUGUUCCUCCCCCUGCUCUUUCAAGAGACCGAGAAAGAGACAGAGACAGAGAAAGAGAUAGAGACCGAGACCGAGAAAGAGAUGGUGAAAAGGAGAAGGCCUCGUGGAGAGCUGAGAGGGAUAGGGAAUCUCUCCGUCGUACUAAAAACGAGACUGAUGAAGAUGGAUGGACCACAGUACGACGUUAAGUCUCAAGAUAAUGGAUUCAAACUGAUUCUUACAUAGGUUUGAUCACAUUCAAGGAUUAUUAUACUUGUGCUUCAACCAAUCUAAAUUGGAUUCUUUACUGUUUCACCAUAACACAAAAAGCAUGAACUUGUAUUAAUCCUAUCUAAUAGAUUGAUCAUGCACCAUAUCCACAGAAGGUUGGAAAACCAUGCCAUUUUCUGGAAUUUAGGGUGUUGCAUUAUUUCAUCAAUCAUUUGUUUACAAAAAAGAAAAAUUAAAAAAUAAAUUUAAAAUGUGAACCCUUCAGGUAUUGAGUAACACCUGUAUCUUGGUAUAGAGCUGAUUUUUGUUUUUUCUUUUGAUUUUGAGAUAUCUGGUAUUAAUUGCAAUGAGGUAAGGUUCUGUUAAAACGUAUUUGAAGACCUUUUAAAGCAGUGGAUCUAAAACAGUUUUCAUACUAUUAGUGGUUGAAACAUACCUCUAUAGAUAUUUUGAGGUAUUUACUAUUAACUAAAUUUAGAAAGUUUUUAGAUUCACUAUAAGUGCAGUAAACAUUACAAACAUUGGAUACAGUGGGAUUUUUCUGUAGAUUUUACUUGAAAGAAGGUGAGUAUAAAAUAAUUUGCAAUUGUUAUUGUAAUGACAAAAAUACUGCUGAAGUGUGAAUCCAAAACAGUACAGCUUUUAAAUUUUAAAGCAUUUGGUAAACUAUUGCUGAGUUUUUUUUCUGUUGCCAAUAGCAAACUGCUUUUCCAUUAAUGGAGAAUUCAUGCCUUUCAAGCAUUUUAAAUAUGACAAUAUUUAUAAAUGUGUGGUUUGGAGGAAUUGUUUAAAUUCUCUUUCCUAAUUUUCUUUUCAGGGUAGAUUCUUUCAACAAGUAAUUUGUAGUAAUGGCUGUGUUGACUUCAAUUUUGGAGUGUUGUAGCUAUGUUAAAGAUUAAUAACUAUUUGGUCUCAUUGAAGCCAACACAGAACUUGCUGCUGUGUUUUUUCUUCAGUGAUAAAUAAAAUACUUACAGAAUUU
This is a messenger RNA of Nycticebus coucang (slow loris), 5385 nucleotides long. It is a transcript of the gene EIF3A, whose product is annotated as eukaryotic translation initiation factor 3 subunit A. The transcript is spliced from 22 exons. The record is from RefSeq and is a predicted model, not a curated record. Bases 197 to 4381 code for a protein of 1394 amino acids. NCBI's taxonomy places the organism in Eukaryota, Metazoa, Chordata, Mammalia, Primates, Lorisidae. Gene Ontology annotation, molecular function: mRNA binding; translation initiation factor activity. Gene Ontology annotation, cellular component: multi-eIF complex; eukaryotic translation initiation factor 3 complex, eIF3m; eukaryotic translation initiation factor 3 complex, eIF3e. Gene Ontology annotation, biological process: formation of cytoplasmic translation initiation complex; translation reinitiation.